Molecule: messenger RNA, 1293 nt
Organism: Cladophialophora yegresii CBS 114405
Lineage: Eukaryota; Fungi; Ascomycota; Eurotiomycetes; Chaetothyriales; Herpotrichiellaceae
Exons: 1
Coding region: 1-1293 (430 amino acids)
Source: RefSeq, a predicted model, not a curated record
AUGGUCCACGCCGACCACGACGAGCCUUCCUUUUUCAGCAACGGAGCCAACCAAAUCCAACAACAGCUUCAUCGGCUGUACCGCGCCAGCUCUCCCACCAGAGUACUAGUCUUCAGAUACCUCGAUGAACACCCAGAUGUACACCAGGAGUAUCUGGAGUUGUUGCGUCCCUCUGUGCCGUCGAGUCCUCUCAACCCAUCCUUCGGUGCAGGGGUCGUCUCCGAAAGCGACUGCUCAACCAGUGCAACUGCAGAGAGAUACUACCUGCAACCAGAAGAUGACUUGCAGGAAGACCUCUGGCAGCUUGUUGCUGGUGUUGAGGAGGCCGCCGAGGAGGCGGAGUACGAGUCCCCUUUGAACGUCGAAGGCUUCGUCGUAGACAAUGCCAUUGACGACGAGGAGCCACCUCAGGCUGGUCCUGAGGUGCUUCUAGACAACAUCAACACCAACAGCAUCGACAGUGACGACGUCGACCCUCACGGCAACAGCGACGGUGACAACAAUGACAAUGGUACCACCAUCGUCAACAACAACACUACCACCAUCGACACUAAUGACGCCGGCCCUGUGGUGAACAACGACGACAGUCUCGACACCGACGACACCACCUCUAUCGACAACACGUCUGCCAGCACUGUCAGCAAUGACACCCCGGGCGCCUCAAGCAGUGUCGACUCUAGCAUGGUCGCGUAUCCGGCACCAGCCCACUUGGUUGCUGCUUCACGCAGUCAGCCAGUGGCUCGUGCCUGGGCCUUGUGGGAAGAAGAUGCAUGCAUUCGUCAUAUGCUUGACAUUCACCGCGAAGGGCAAAUCCAAGGUGAAGCUCGCUUUGCCGAGGCACUGCGUCGCAUGCAGGUAGUGGAUGGCUGCCAGAGAACUGCCGGCGGUGCUGUGAAGAAUUUCUGGAAUCGCAAGGGCCGUCUUCGCUCCCAGUUCGACGAAAGACGCAACAGGCGCGCCCCACUCGCAACAUCCCAGCAAGGCAAGAAAGUCACACGAAACACCACUACUACAUCCAAGCAACGCAAGGUCACUACUUCAGGCGGUGUGACAAAGUCUCGCAGCACCACGAAGCGUCGCCAGAAGAGACUAGAGUACCCCUCCGAGGAGGAAGAAGAAGAGUCCGAUUUCCUUGUCGAGAGUCACAACGAAGAACCAGAGCAUCUCCGACAGUCGCGCAAGAGGAAGGACAGAGACGACGACAGUGAAGGGGACUACCAACCAUCCCCCACCCUCAUCAACUCCGUCGCCAAAGGCUUGAGAACGUCAAAGAGAGUCAGAUCGACAGCUUAG